AUGUACCUAGGUACCAAGUACCUCUACACGCCCUUCCGCUCCCGCUCCCGAGUCCCCACGAAUCUCGUCAGUGUCGAUGUCAAUAUCAACGAACGUCAAACCUCCAUCAUUAACCGCAAUGACUACGGCAUACAGAGGAGGAUCAUGGCCCUUAACUCUUGGAAAACGUUCGACUUCUUCGAGGUUACCCAGGUGAAGCCGCCAGAUGACGAGAGCAAGUCCUUCCUCGACAGCAAUGAGAUCAGCUGCGUUUGCUCCGGAUCCGAGAGCCUCUUCCUGGGUGGCCAUGACGGCGCGGUCCGCAUCCUCUCCCCCUCGUUCAAGGUCCUGCGGGCGUUCCAGGCGUAUGAUGCCGGGUCUAUCACCCAUAUGAAGCAGGUUGAGGGAACGUCCCUAUUGGUCACUAUAUCCGAAGACCUACCCAGUGAACCAAUACUCAAGGUAUGGGCGCUGGAUAAGCCAGUAAAGAAGACUGGUCUGCCGACAUGCCAGUCUACCCUGAGCAUUCAGAACGGCCGGAAACCAUUUCCGAUUUCAGCCUUUGCGGCGCUCGAUGACCUUUCACAACUCGCGGUUGGGUUUGCGAAUGGAUCCGUAACAGUUAUACGAGGGGAUCUUAUCCAUGAUAGAGGGGCGAAACAACGGACAGUCUAUGAAUCAGAGGACCCAGUGACCGGCGUGGAAUUUCGCCAGGAGUCGAAGCUGAUAACCUUGUAUGUUGCGACCACCGCGCGUAUCCUAAAACUUGUGAUAUCGGGGAAAGGCGCUGGACAGCCGGCACGGAAUGUGGAAGAGUCCGGGUGUGCUGUUGGAUGCAUGACUGUUGACAAGCAUAAUGGGGAUAUUGUUGUGGUGCGAGAAGAUGCCAUUUAUUACUAUGGCAUCGAUGGGCGUGGCCCUUGCUAUGGUUAUGAUGGCCCUAAAAGCCUUGUGGCGAUAUACGAAGAUUAUGUUGCGUUGGUUUCGCCGCCCCCCUCAACCGCUACAACACCAACCAAGUCGAGUGCCCUUCGUCGAUUUGGCGGCGCCCAAGCUGACGAAAUAUUCAAUACCUCUACAUUUACUUUGCUAGAUACUGAUUUGAAAUUUGUUGCACACUCAGAAUCUUUGGUCUCCCAGGUCAAGGCAUUGUUCAUGAUUUGGGGUGAUCUCUUUACACUAACUCAAGAUGGCAAGAUAUUCCGCUACCAUGAGAAAUCAUUGCAACAAAGACUCGAAAUUUUGUACCAACGUAACCUAUUUUUAUAUGCUGUCAACUUGGCGCAGAAGGCCGGUAUGGAUGCGGCUCAGCAGAACGUGAUAUUCCGAAAAUAUGGUGAUCACCUGUACCAAAAGGGAGAUUAUGAUGCCGCGAUGCAGCAGUAUCUUAAAGCAAUUGACAACACUGAACCUUCCCAAGUCAUUCGAAAAUUCCUUGACACCCAAAGGAUACACAACCUGAUCGAAUACCUUGAAGAGCUGCAUGAGCAUCACAAAGCUACUGCAGAUCAUACCACUCUUCUUCUAAACUGCUACGCAAAGCUUAAGGAUAUCGAUAAACUCGAGAAAUUUAUCAAAUCGCCGGGCGAUCUCAAGUUUGACCUUGAUACGGCAAUCUCCAUGUGCCGACAAGGCGGUUAUUAUGAACAAGCAGCUUAUCUCGCUACUAAACAUGGCGAACACGAGUUAGUAGUAGACAUACUAAUCGAGGAUUCGAUGCGAUAUGCGGAGGCGCUCCAAUACGUAUGGCGCUUGGAGCCUGAAGCAAUGCAUGUGAAUUUGAUGAAAUAUGCCACUGUGUUGCUGGAGCAUUGCCCCGCAGAAGCGACACAGCUAUUCGUUGAAUACUUCACGGGACACUUUCGUCCAAGAACCGAUGCCAUUGUAGUUCCAGAACAGUCCCAACAACCUGGCUACGCCCAGGGUGCUGUCACCGCAGUGCAGAACCUAAAGGAUCUCCUCCCAUUACCAUACAUGAGCACCUCGGCCGUAGCAUCGCAACCUACUCAAGCCAAGGUUGCCACCACAGUCAGCGAUACCCAAGUUGUCGAGAGCCCGGACCAGUUAUCUGCUCCACGAUGUACACCUCCGCAACCGAGAAUUGCAUUUUCUUCCUUCGUGGACCAUCCCGAUGAGUUCAUCGUCUUCUUAGAGGCUUGUCUCAAGGAAAAGGAUCUAAAAGAACCAGAUAAAAUCGACCUCUACACAACCCUCUUUGAAAUGUAUCUGCACAAGUCAAAUGAGAAAAAAGGCGACAACCGAGAAGAAUGGGAAGCCAAGGCCAAGAAGUUGAUCGAAGGCAAGGAUAUCCCGAUAGAUACUUCCAAUGUUCUUUUGCUUUCUCAUCUAUCCAACUUUCGAGAUGGGACAAUCCUCGUUCGCGAGCAAGCUGGGCUUAGAUUUGAUAUAUUCCGUUCAUACACUUCAGCCAAGGACACCCGUGGUGCUAUCAAAGCUCUCAGGAAAUAUGGCCCAGACGAACCACAGCUGUAUCCUGCUGCUCUAGCGUACUUCACAUCCGAUCCACGGAUCCUCGAAGAGGCUGGUGAUGAGCUUGAUGCAGUCCUCAAGAAAAUAGAUCAAGAUGGCCUUAUGGCCCCAUUACAAGUCAUUCAAACUCUGAGCACAAAUGCCGUUGCAACGAUGGGAAUGAUCAAAACAUAUCUCCAACAAACAAUCGAUCGCGAACGUAAAGAGAUUACUUCCAACCGCCGAUUGAUAAAUUCCUAUCGCACAGAAACACAGGAGAAGCGUGACGAAAUCACUGAACUCACCACCAAACCCCAAACCUUCAACAACACCCGCUGUUCCUUCUGUGGUUCACAGCUCACUCUACCUGCUGUGCACUUCAUGUGCAAGCACAGCUUUCACCAGACAUGCAUCAACGUCCAGGUAGCAGACGACGGGAGUGUGGAGGGCGACUGUAGUAUUUGCAGGAAAGAUAAUGAUACGAUUCGAGCAUUCGUCAGGUCUCAGGAUGAGACGGCGGAUAAGCAUGAUAUGUUUCUUGAUGCACUAGGGAGGGACGGGGAUAAAUUUGGCACUAUUAGUGAGUUCUUCGGGAGAGGUGUUAUGGAUGUUCCUGCUGUAGACUAG
This is a messenger RNA of Venustampulla echinocandica, 3075 nucleotides long. RefSeq names its product WD40 repeat-like protein. Lineage: Eukaryota; Fungi; Ascomycota; Leotiomycetes; Helotiales; Pleuroascaceae. The transcript is spliced from 9 exons. Gene Ontology annotation, molecular function: protein-macromolecule adaptor activity; protein binding. Gene Ontology annotation, biological process: vacuole organization; intracellular protein transport; endosome organization. The record is from RefSeq and is a predicted model, not a curated record. The coding region runs from base 1 to 3075 and encodes 1024 amino acids. Gene Ontology annotation, cellular component: endosome; HOPS complex.